Molecule: messenger RNA, 6998 nt
Organism: Diachasmimorpha longicaudata
Lineage: Eukaryota; Metazoa; Arthropoda; Insecta; Hymenoptera; Braconidae
Product: solute carrier organic anion transporter family member 5A1-like
Exons: 7
Coding region: 792-3575 (927 amino acids)
Biological process (GO): transmembrane transport; sodium-independent organic anion transport
Cellular component (GO): plasma membrane
Molecular function (GO): protein binding
Source: RefSeq, a predicted model, not a curated record
UCGUGGAUCAGAGUAAAAACACAGCUGGUCCUGCAAUACUCCACUACGAUUGAUUGCUUUCCCAUGUGAUUACCGUGGAAGGAAAGUCUCUCGAUGGUAAAUAUCCCCCGAAAAUUCUAAAUAAAAGGGGAAAAAUGGCCGCCCCAACCGCGACCACCACCACGUGUUUGUAAUCAGUGUCUCCUGGUGAUAAUCGCAUUAUUGCAAUUGAUUACAUGUUUUUACUCUGGACAAAGGAGUUUGUGUCGCCCCAGGGGAAUAUCUCAUCGUUCGAGGGAAAAAUACUUCGUCUUUCUCAUUCAACGGUUUUUUAGUACGUGUUCGAGAACCAUUGAGAGGAAUUUGUUUACCUUGAAUUUUCGAAUGAGUUUAGAUAAGUCCAAGGGAAACGACGGAAGCUAUCGAAAUGUCGUUUUCAAUGAAUUAAUGGGAGAUGUCCAUAAUGGAUUUUAAAUGCACUGGAAUAGUUUCGCGAAGGCUACAAUUUUUUUUUCAACAAAUUCCAUGGGCUCUUUUAUCGUCAUUCGGUGGCUUAUCGAUCUGUAUGUAUACAUUGCCUCGUGGCGACUCAGCUGUCGAGGUGCCAAGCCACGGUCACCAUCUGUUUCACCUGUCUUUCUUACUCCUUCGUUACUGUAUCGCAUCUAUAUUGUGCAUGCAUGCGACUGAUGGCUGUGGAAAAUCCCUGUGGGAGAUCGUCGAUCUCCACCAGAUAAUGCCCGGAUCCUCGGAGUCACUUCUCAUCGAAAAAAUAUUCUAAACCUCCCCAGGACUGUCUCAUCCCCCCUAAAAUGGCCUCGACAAGUGCUCACAAGCGUACAGGCUCGAACUCGAGCAUGUUCACCCACAAAAGAACCGAAUCGGGUUCGGGUUUCAUACCCCACAAGCGUCCGGAAGUUGGUCAUCGUCGUGCUGAGAGUAUAUCCAGUGCAUUUGGCCACAAACGUCCCGAAUUUGGCCACAAACGCAAUGGAAGUGGCAGCAUAUUUGGCCACAAAAGAUCAGAAUCAGCAAGCCACUAUUACCCAGGUCAUCGUCGUAACGAGAGUAUGUACGCCAUGACAGGUUUAUACGCAGAGAGUACAGGAAACAGUCAUUCAGUUGGUCUUGAUCUACUUCCUCCAAACGAGGGAAGACUGACCCACGAUACAGUGAUAAGAUGUCACAGUAGAAAUCCAAGUUCAGGUCUCGUUGAUCAUCGUGAUUUUAUUAUCAAGUGUCACAGCAGAAAUCCAAGUGCCUCAUUUGUUGAUAAAACCGAGAAGGAGAGGCCCCACACACCUCCGAUGAACCUAGACUACAAAGACUGUGGAAUACUGAAUUGCAGGCCAGCAGUUAUUCAGAGAUUUGCUGGUAUCAAAGUCUUUGUUUUUCUUUUGUCAUUUUUGGUGACUGUUCAGCAGGCCCUAAGCUCUGGCUACAUAAACUCAGUGAUAACGACAAUCGAGAAGAGAUUUGAAAUACCAUCGAGCUUGUCAGGACUCAUUGCCAGCUCAUACGAAAUUGGUAAUGUCACGACUGUUAUUUUUGUCAGUUAUCUGGGCAGCAGGAGACAUAUACCUGUUUGGAUUGCCAUUGGUGCUGCUAUUAUGGGCCUGGGAUCCAUGAUAUUCAUGAUUCCUCACUUCACUGCUGAACAGAAUCUAACGACAACACUCAAUAAUUCCAGCUCUGAUAAUAUUUGUCGUGUUGUUUCACUGAGAGAACAGGAUAUGGGACUUGGGAGAUUGUCAUCUGGCCUUUCAGCACCUCCAUUGGCACCACAUAAUAAUCUGAGGGGGGACAAUUGUAUACAGGGAUCACCUUCCACAACUGGACCAGUUAUGCUUUUUGUUCUUGCACAGUUACUUUUAGGAUGUGGUGGAUCACCACUUUUCACACUUGGAACGACUUAUAUUGAUGAUCAUGUUAGACCUGAGAGUGCUUCAUUGUAUAUUGGAUGCAUGUACAGUAUGGCUGCUUUUGGUCCUGUACUGGGCUUCCUUCUUGGUGCUUAUUUGCUGUCGUUUCAUAUGGAUUCAUUGUCAUCCACCACCAUUGACAUUGAUCCUGGGGAUCACAGAUGGGUGGGAAUGUGGUGGGGAGGUUUUUUACUGUGUGGAUUGCUACUUGUUCUCGUUGCUAUUCCAUUCUUCAGCUUUCCUAAGACACUUAGCAGGGAGAGGGAGAAGCUGAAGAUUGUUGUGGAGAAGAGUAAACAGGGGGGAAUGGAGAAGGAGAAGUGCAAGGAGAAGGAUACGGGGAAGGAUGACAGUGGAUAUGGGAAGGAUGUUAAGGACAUACCACGAAGCAUGUGGCGACUCGUCUGCAAUCCAGUGUACGUGAUAACCUGCCUUGGUGCCUGUAUGGAACUUGUUAUAGUCUCUGGUUUCGUCGUAUUUUUGCCAAAAUAUCUUGAGACCCAGUUCAGCUUAGGAAAGAGCCAAGCCAGUAUAUUCACUGGAUCAAUAGCAAUGCCUGGUGCUUGCAUUGGAAUAUUUUUCGGUGGUUGUUUGUUAAAACGACUGGAGCUGAGGCCAAAGGGGGCUGUACAGUUUGUUCUUGUAUCGAAUGUUGUGUGUUUGAUGUGCUACAUUCUACUAUUUUUCCUUGGUUGUGACAAUGUCAAAAUGGCUGGUACAACAAUACCAUAUUUCAACAGCAGUACCAAAGCUGCUGAACCAUUUCAAGUUAAUCUCACAGCGUCCUGCAAUUUUGGAUGCGAAUGCCGAAUGAACGAUGUUGAGCCAGUUUGUGGUAACAAUGGACUCACAUACUUCAGCCCUUGUCAUGCUGGCUGUACUGCCUUCAGUUCAAAAUCAAAUUUCACGAAUUGCGCAUGCAUUCAUGGAAACUUGUCGAUGUUAUCACCGGCGGCCAAUGAAUUUGCUGAAGUAACAGCAAUACCAGUUGCAACGGCUGGACCAUGCACAUCACCAUGCAACACAAUCUUCCCUUUUCUCAUUUUACUCUUCUUCAUGACUUUUGUUGUUGCUGUUACGCAGAUGCCACUGCUCAUGAUAGUACUUCGGUCAGUCUCCGAGGAAGAGAGAUCGUUUGCCCUCGGUAUGCAGUUCGUGAUAUUCCGUCUUUUCGGUUACAUUCCUGCUCCAAUACUCUUCGGAAAUUUGAUAGACUCUACUUGCCUCCUCUGGAAGAGCACCUGCGGUGAAAAGGGGGGCAGAUGUUUACUCUACGAUAUUGAACAGUUCAGGUACAGAUACGUUGGACUGUGUGCAGGUAUGAAGAUACUCGCUCUAGCUCUAUUCCUCCUGGACUGGUGGCUCAUAAGGAGAAGAAGACAAAUGGAGGAUAUGCCACCAGCACUCACUGUCAAUGAUCUCAUUGGAUCAAUAAUAAGUCUCGAUAAACUGUUCGAGGAAAAACCCAGCAAUCAAAAUAAUCAAGAUAAUGAGCAUGUGACGUGUAAUUCAACUAGCAAUACUCAAUCGUCGAUAUCGUCACCGACUGAGCCAACAAAAUCAACAAAUAUUGAGGAAUCAGAGUCAGCGCAGCUGACUCAGGGCUCGGUCGAUUCAAUGUCUCAUCCAAAAUUAUUAACAGAUUAUUCGGACACUAAUAAUCAUCAUGGUUAAUGAUAGUUUUAGGUUUAGGAAUGAAAAUAAUAGGGGGAUGGGAAAAGGGAUCGUUUUAUUAGUGGAAUUUAUGGGAUAUUAUUGUGACAGCAUUUAUUGGGGACUUUGGGGAUGUUUACCUCGGUUUUUUUAUGGAUAUUCGAGUAUUUUUGGUGAGUUUGUGCCCGUUUCGGGAUUUUUAUUGUCAAAUUAUCAAGUUUUACUGCACGAGAAUUGUUUUUAACAUAUUGACAAAUACAUUUUGAGGAUAAGUAGGGAUUUGAAGGAUUUUUUUUACUGAUCUCACGUGAAACCAAUAUCAUUUUCGAUAUAAUUGAAGAUUUAAUUGCUCAUAUUGAUGGAGAAUUUCAAUUGUUUAAUUUUGGAGGUGAACUGCACGAAAACAAUUUUUUCAAUCAAUAAAAAGAUUUUAUCCAUUUUUUUGGUUAAUAAAUUAGGAAAAUAUUCAUGAGAAACUGAUUUUUGAAAUUUUCUCAACAAGUUAAUGGGUUCAUUUGGCAAAGAAUUAUUCAGUUUACGCUUUUAAUUAUGGUGAAUAAAUAUAAAAAAAUUAUUUGUUCAUGAGAAACUCAUGUUGAAGAUGAUCUCAAUGACAAAAAAAUCAGAAGUACUUGAAUAUCGUUUAAUUGGCCAUACUUAACGCGUUAAAAAUACUGGUGUGAAUAUCCCCAUUGACGGAUACUGUAAAUAUAACGACUAACUGCCUUAAAACCGCAAAAUUAGGGAUCUAAUCUGUCGAUUGUAGGCGUACUACAUCUAUCAAACACUCUGAGGUUAUCAUUAAUUAAAAAAAUUCAAUAGAAAAGACCUAUUAGAGUUUAUUCAAAAAUUCUAUUCACUUUCUGACAAACAGUCCUUGAAUUUCUUCUGAUUAGACUUCUCCAAUAAAAUUGAAUAAUAAUGACUAAUAAAAAAUCGACUUUACCAAUUCCCACGAGGAAUGAUUAAUUCGUUAAAAAUAAUUAACUAUAAUUUUUUGGGUUAACUACUCUAUGACCGAAAUUUUUCCACGUCUUUAUGAGAAAUAAAUAAAAAAUCGAGUUUGAUCAUUUUUACUGGAAAAUGAGAAUUUAUUGUUUUUUUUGUAAAAUAUAAAUUUAACAAAGUUAAUGUUAUGGACGAAAUGUCAGUUGAACUCUCAAAAUAUUCCAAUAGAAUUUUUUUAUUGAAUUUUUUUUCACACGAGAGCGAACAAAAAUAAUUGAGUGAAGAGUCUCGUAGUAUAUAAGUUGCACAUUAUUUCAUAUCAACGAGUUCUAAGCAGUCAAUAUAGUAUUAUCGGAUAAAUGAACAAUAUUGAACUCCAUUUGUAACCUUUUUACUUCUUCCUUCAAUGGAAUUGCUGUGACGAUUCAUUUGUACAGGGGAACGAUGGCAAUAGUUACGAAAGUGAAUAAUUUAUCAAUUAUUAAUAUGUACAGAUUAAAAUUCAAAAUCCAUACGACUAUCUCAUACUUAAUGAUUCACUCGUGUGAUUGAGUUCCGAAGGCGCAUACGAUACUGAUAAUUAUCGAUAGAUUUGUAUUGAUAAGAUAGACUAUUAACUGGAAUAGUGAGAAAAUAAUUGUAAAAUACUGUUGGAGGGUAAGAGUGAUGUUAUCACGUUGGAGAUGGAUUCAAUUGAAAAAUAGUGGAACUAAUUGCCACUUUUGACAUUAGGGUUGUACCUGAAGCUUUCUCGAUUGUCCCGGAGGAAGUUAUCAUGAUAAUUUAAUGACUGGGAAAUUUAACAAAUCAUUUAUUCAAUUCGGGAACACGAGAAAUUUUUCGUUUUGCCAUUUUGGUGAUGAUUUUAGGGGAGUAAAUAAUUGGGAGAAAAUUUUGGAACAGAGGGGUGGGUAAUCACUCUCGGGGGGUUUAUGUCCAUGAGGUGAUGAUAAUCAUUGGCACUUCGUACUGAUUUUUUACGAAAUUUUGGGGACAAGUUGGGGAAAUUUUGGGAAUUUCUGGGUUAUUAGUCGAUGAAGAAUUAUAAAAAUUCAUUCAAUCAGAAUUAAAUUCCGAGAAUUGACGUUUCCAGUGAAUUAUAUUUUUUAAUUGUCAAUGAAAAAUUUAAUGCAGCUCCCAGUGAAGUUCCAAAUGUGCGAUAAUUUUAUUGUUUUUUUUAUUUCAAUAAUUUAAAUUAAUAUUUCGAAUCUGUUUAUUAGAGGAAUCGACAUUUCCCCAGGAUAUCACAGCACUUGAAUCACAGAAUUCAUGGAAUUCCACUUCAGUGACGAUAUUUAAUGAGUGAUUACCCCCUCUUACUCGUCAAUAUAUGUGCAAUCGCCGUCAAUUGUUCACAAAUGCUAGUGCACUGUGAAUCAUCAAAGGAAAUGAGUGAAUCAAACUCAAUUAUCAAAGAGCUCAAAAAUAGUAAGUUAAUGACAAAGAAAUGAAAGAGAUUUAUCGUUCUCUCUCGAGAUUGUCUGCUCCAUUCGACUGUAUGCGAUAGUCGAUUCAUGAUCGAUUGUUAAUCGAUGAUUAGUCGAUUAACAUUCGAUGGCAAAUCGUUGCUCGAUCGUUGUUCGAUCCAUGAUUGACCCAUUCGAUCGCCAUCGACCAGCCCUCGAGUGCUGAGCUCGACCCUCAUAUCGAAUGGUGCAUUAUUCCAGAAUUCGAUGAAUCGACGUAUGCGAUUGAUUGUUUUUACGAGAGAAUGACAUUUUUUGGGAAAAAUUUAGAAUAAAAAGCGACUAAAAUCGUCGUGAAUCGCAUGGUCUGCUCGAAAAUGUGUGAAUUAUUUUCAACAUUUGACGAAUAAAUUUAUAUUAUGACUAAAUUACGAGAAAUUAGUUUAACAUUAAAUACGAACGUAUUCGUUAAUAAAUCGCUUGAAAGAUAAUGGAGAAUAAACAAAUUUCGUAGGUGAAUUGCAUUUUUUUUUUUUGUGAAAUUAAGAAAGUGACGACAAUUGCAAAACAUUUUUAUUAUCAAAUUUUGCUGAGUAAAAAUUUAGAAAAUUUCAGUUUCACCGGCUUUUAUGUACCUCCGUACCAUCGAUGAUGGUAAAACAAUGUCUAGUUUACUGAAGGUCAAGAGACAAACUCGACAAAGAAUCAUGUAUAACGACGAUAGCUUGCAGUUAUUCAAGGCCACCAUUGUAAAUAAAAAACAAAUUUAUAUAAAUAGAAUUUGGUAACAGUUGGUAGUCGAGAGAGCGUGAUGGCCCUUCGUUAUUAACGACUAAGAUAUGCCUUAAAUCAAUAAAGAAAUUUGUUGGUACGACAAAAUUCAAUAACGCUAUCAGUGAUUACUCCCAGAGAAAGGACAAAUGGGGUGAUUUUAAGCGAUAACGCAAUCAGUGCAAUUGUUCAACGUCAGGGUUUCUGUUUCAUAUCAAGAAAUUUGUAAAUUAGGUAUUAUUGUUAGUCCUUGAGUGACUGGUGAAUGUGAAAUCAUUGGAUUAUUAUAAUACACGAAAUCUGGCGAUGUCUCGACUCA